Didymodactylos carnosus is the source of this 1792-nucleotide messenger RNA. The record is from the annotation of a GenBank genome assembly. NCBI's taxonomy places the organism in Eukaryota, Metazoa, Rotifera, Eurotatoria, Philodinida, Philodinidae.
AAUCAAUACUAGUCUCGCAGCAAUACCCGAUAUGUUUACGUCAAGUGUAAUAUUUACUGUUGUUAUUGCUGUUCUAAUCAAUUGCCGUGCAUCAGUGCCCGAUGAAUCAUUAGUCAACCAUGUUUUCUUAUCUAACGAUCCAUUCGAUGAUGAUUUUACAAAAGCCAUUGUGCAUAUGGAUAGAACACAACUGAAAAAUAUACGCAUAAUGAAUGAACAAGAAUUUAUGAUUUACCUCAAUAGUGAUAAUAAAACAAUAAAUAGUUUGGUACGUAUGGGAAAUCCUACUGCAACCAUCUUUGAUAAUAACAAAAUAGAUGAUCAGUUGAUCGGUCAAUCAGAAAUUGAUCAACAAUGGGAAGAUUUAGUUGUUUCUGGACCAUUGGUUAUAAAUUAUAUUGGUAAUUUAAUGGUUAUUGCUAGUAAACGUGAUUUUCCAUUUAAACCACAAAAUGUUAAUCACGUUUAUAAAUAUAUUCGGUAUCCACAGUCCUUUCGUACAACAUUCAUACAGCUGGCUAAUGAUAUGUAUAAUGCAUUUUUAGUUGCUCAUACUAGUAUGGAUCGUAUACAAUUGAAUAUGGAACAAGUACCAAGACAUAUAAAAACAACAUUAAAGUUAUUAACAACGGCACCACCUACACUAAUUUCGUCAUUACUACCAUUGUCAAUAUCAAGUAUUGAACAUAUAGCUACUAACUGUGCUCUAUUAGCUAAUUCAACUGUUGCGAAAUUUACUUAUUUAAAAGAUGUUUUACAAGAAAUCAUUGAAGUUAGUCAUGUUACAAUAGGUACCAACGAAAAUAUUUUACAUGAAUUAGAAGUAUUAUAUGAUCAAUCAGUUCAACAACAACAAUUAACUAAUAAUGCCAUACAAGGGAUUAAACAAAAAUAUGAAGAAGCAAAACAAAUUUUACAACAAGCUCAAAACGAUUAUUCACAAGCUUAUCAUGCUAUACCAACUACAAGAGGAUUAUUCAGUUCGAUCGGCAAGAUUGUUAAAAGGGCUUUUUCUGUUAUUACUGCUCCAUUCAAAAUUCUCGGAUGUCUUUUCGGACUUUGUGUUGUUGAUAAUACAACAGCUGAUAAUACAGCAGUUGAUAAUACAGCAGUUGAUAAUACAGCAGAAAAUGCUAGAAAAACAGCUCAGUUAGCAUUAGAUCGAUUGAAAGAAGCGGAAAAACAUUAUGAUAAUUAUUAUACACAGUUGCUAGCAGAACAAAACAAAGUAGUUAGUAUCAUCAAUAGUAUGACUAGAUUAGAUUUAAGUAAAGUUGAUACAGAAGAAUUAAUUAGUAUAUUAUAUGAUGCAGCAAGACAAAUUAUUCUGAUUAUUUCUGAGUGGGAUAAAUUACUAAGGUUUUUUACAAAACUAUCAACACAAGCCGAUCAAACACAAAACGUGAUUCUGAAUGAAUUUGUUAAACAAAUACAAUCUGUACAAGAACAAAAUUUAUUAGUAGAUGAUGCUAUGCGAGAAUUUUUUGUACAAUUAUUAAUAGAACCGGCUGAUUUAAUUGAUCGUGAAUCACAUUUGCUUUAUUUAAUGUCAAAAACUUAUUAUGAUGUAUCAAACGACUAUAUGAUGGAUAAAUUAGCCAGUUUAUCAACAUUACUCUUGAUACAACAUGAUAAUGAGCGUCAACGAUUAUUAGAACAAAUAGCUAACGAUACAACAACCACAUCAGCUAAAGUAUCGAGAUUAGCAUUUGGACGUCGACAAGAAUAUCAACAACGUAAUAAAGCAAGACAACAAGAAUAUAGUCAUUUUAUUGAACAACAACUACAAUAG